AUGGCUGAUCACGUCAUAGAUUUUUCAAUUGAAUCAUUUACAAAAAGUAUUGCAUUUGCACCAAUUGGAUCAAAAGAAUUAUCACUUGGUUAUGCAAAUCGUUCAGUUGUAUUAUUAAAAUCAAAUUUAUAUGAAAAUUGUCUUCUUGAUAUUGAACAAGCAUUAAAAACAGGUUAUCCUGAUAAUCUCAAAGCAAAAUUAUUUAUUCGUCAAAUGCUUUGUUUUCAUAUCUUAAAACCACAUUCAAAACUUGAAUCAAGUAUUUCAUAUGCUAAUGUGUUACAAUGGCUACCAAAAAUGAAUAAAAAUAAUAAAAAUCCAAAUGUAAUUGGUGCAUCUGAUGCAAUUGAUGUUAAAUAUACAAAAAAACUUGGUCAUCAUGUCGUGGCAACUAGAGACAUAAAAACUGGUGAAUUUAUAUUUAUUAAAAAUUCAUUUGCAUCAAUGGUACUUGAAGAAAAACGUUAUUCAAUUUGUUGGCAUUGUUUUAAAGAUACAUAUUGUGGUGUACCAUGUGAUUAUUGUCCAAAUUUAAUUUAUUGUUCAUUAGAUUGUAAAGAGACAGCAUGGCAUGAGUAUCAUGAUAUUGAGUGUGAAGUUUUAACUUCACUUUUGGAAAAUGAUCGUGAUAUUGCAAUACAAUUGAGUGUUAAAAUAUUUAUCAAGUUAUUUAAAAGUACUGGAAGCUUGAUUGAGUUGAAAAAAUAUAUUGAUAGAAUUGAAUCAUCAUCAUCAUCAGCAUCUGAUAACAACUUGAGUACAUCACUUCUUGAUACAACUAAUUAUGAAUCAUUUCAUAAUUUAAUUAAACAUCUACCACCAUUGACUGAAUGUAUUUCAUUAAAAAAUGUAGGAAUUAUGACAGCAACAGCAAUUCUUCUUAUGCAGCCUGAUAUUCUUGGUACAAAUUUAACUUCAAAAGAAUGGGCAAACAACAAAUGGAUACCAUACACAGCUGGAUUACUUUUAAAAUAUAAAUUCAUUUUUGAUUAUAAUUUUUUGGCUAAUGCUGAUAUUUUUGAAGAUGAUUAUACAAACAAACUCAUGGUAGUGGAACCAAUGAUCAAAGUUUUUAGACAUAGUUGUAAUCCAAAUGCAAACGACUUGAUUCAUCAAUCAACAACAAGUAUUUUUGCAACAAAACCGAUAAAAAAAGGUGAAGAAGUUUUUACAUCAUGGGGAGUUGAUUUUUUUAAAAGUAACAAACAAGAGAGACAAAAUUAUUUAUUACCAAUUUUAAAAAAUAUUUGUCAGUGUGAAGCAUGUAAAAAUGAUUAUCCAUCUUUUGAUGAACUUCCUGAGUAUAUAAAUGUACCAAGGAAUGCUAGUAAAAAAUUAAAAAUGAUUAAAAAAAAAAUACUUGAGUAUGUUGAAACUAGUGGUGAAAUUAAUAAGGAAAAAUUAAUAAAAGCUGUCGAGGAUGCUUGUGUCACUAGUGAUAUUUAUAAUCGUAAUAUUGAUUUUCUAUGUCACGAAAUAAUUGGUUUGCCUUUAGUUGUUCAGAAGUUAUAUCAUCAAAUAGCUACUCGAAAUUUUUUAUAA
Aphidius gifuensis is the source of this 1542-nucleotide messenger RNA. Its product is annotated as SET and MYND domain-containing protein 4-like. Gene Ontology annotation, molecular function: protein binding. The record is from RefSeq and is a predicted model, not a curated record. The transcript has 7 exons. Lineage: Eukaryota; Metazoa; Arthropoda; Insecta; Hymenoptera; Braconidae. Bases 1 to 1542 code for a protein of 513 amino acids.